UAGGAGAUAAUCCUUGUUCUUUACAACUACCUCCUUAGUAUUAAUCCAUCUUAUAUACUCUCUCUUUUUUAUUUUCUUGAACAAUUAACUAUAUAUUAUCUAUGGCUGAUCAUCAGAUUAAUGUUAAUGGAAAUAUUAAUCAUGGAGUAAGUUUAAAUAUUAAAGAAGAUCAUGAUUUGAAUAAUCACAAGGAGUCUUCUUCAACCUCAAGUUUUCUUACUGUUCCUUUUAUUCAAAAGGUGAUAGCAGAAAUGAUAGGAACAUAUUUCUUGAUAUUUGCUGGAUGUGGAUCAGUAGUGGUAAAUGCAGAUAAAGGGAUGAUAACAUUUCCAGGAGUAGCCAUAACUUGGGGCCUUGUUGUAAUGGUUAUGGUUUACUCUGUUGGCCAUAUAUCUGGUGCACAUUUUAAUCCUUCUGUCACUAUUGCAUUUGCCUCUGUCAAAAGGUUCCCUUGGAAACAGGUACCAGCUUAUGUAGCAGCUCAAGUUCUUGGAGCAACCCUAGCAAGUGGAACUUUACGAUUAAUAUUCAACGGAAAACACGAUCACUUCGCCGGAACCCUACCGUCCGGCACCGACUUUCAAUCCUUCGUCAUUGAAUUUAUAAUUACUUUUUAUCUCAUGUUCGUCAUAUCUGGUGUUGCAACCGAUAAUCGAGCUAUUGGAGAACUUGCUGGUCUUGCUGUGGGGGCAACAAUUUUGCUUAAUGUGAUGUUUACAGGACCGAUAUCGGGUGCAUCAAUGAAUCCAGCAAGGAGUUUGGGCCCAGCAAUAGUGUCAAGCCAUUACAAAGGCCUAUGGAUUUAUUUGGUUAGCCCAACACUUGGGGCCAUUGCUGGUGCUUGGGUUUACAAUAUAAUCAGAUUUACUGACAAACCUUUGCGUGAAAUAACCAAAAGUGGAUCUUUUCUCAAGUCCAAAAAUUCUAGUACUUAAAAAAGCGGACAUAUUUGCAAAAACUAGUAAUAAUGGUCAAUGGAUGAUGAAAGUGGUUACUUUUGCAAUACAUAAAGGGAAAAGGUUAUAAAGUGGUUACUUUUGUAAAACACAAAAGAAAAAAAGCUAUGUAUUUUGUAAUACAAUAAAUGAAGUAAAUCUAUGUUUUCUUUUUUAGAAAA
Molecule: messenger RNA, 1117 nt
Organism: Solanum lycopersicum (tomato)
Lineage: Eukaryota; Viridiplantae; Streptophyta; Magnoliopsida; Solanales; Solanaceae
Product: aquaporin NIP1-1
Biological process (GO): transmembrane transport
Cellular component (GO): membrane
Molecular function (GO): channel activity
Source: RefSeq, a predicted model, not a curated record